AAACCCGUGUUUCUAUUAGGGGAAACUCACCCCCCAAAGGAAAGAGUCCUUCAGAAGUAGGCAAAUGCAAUGACAUCAGUGGAGCAACGUCUAUGGAAGUUGAAGAAAAGGGUGGAGAGCGAAAUGAUACAACCAGUCAUAGCGGUAGACUUGUAAAAUCUAGUAGUUCCUAUGAAAACUCAAGCUUUUUGAAUGAUCAUGCCAAAAAAAGCUCAUCCUUUAUAGCGGAAGUAUUGGAGGGGGGUAUUCUGGUGCAGCCAAAAGGUGGCUCAUUGCUACAAUCUGGUCAUGUUAAUGGUGCUGUGAAAGAGGGCAAGCUUCCAGAGAUCUGUUUGGAAAAUUGUGCAAGCAAAAAAUCAACAAGUGAGAAGACACAGGAUACACAUAGGCAAAUUAAACCUUCUGUUGGUAGAGUUGCGAGGUCUAGGAGCUCAAGCCAACAAACUAGUGGGAUAAACAAGUCUUUAGAAUGGGGCACAUCUGCUUUUUGUAGUUCAGAAGAAGGUGGAGGUCCACCUCCAUCUGUUAGUCACUUAAUGGAUGAACUCAAUGCCUCCAGCAAGUUACUGGAUGCGGCAAAAAUUUCUCAGGCACAUAGUGGUAGAACUGGGGAGACACAAGUUGUUUUAAAUAGUGAAGGAAUACUGAAGUCAGUUAAUUCUUCUAACAUUACUGCUGUUCCAGUUACAAGGUCCACAUCUGGCUGUAUAAAAGAAUCUCAACUCGGUGCCAAUCACCAUGAAAAUGCUGAAAAUGUUGCGGGAAGCGCACAUAUAGAAGCCCCGGGUAUAAAGCAGCCUAUAAGCUCUUGUAUUAAGUUGAAUGAGUUCAAAAUUUUUCAUGCGCUUAGUGAUAGAAUUGAGGAGACAAAAGCUGUUUGUAGCAGUGAAGGUGUACAUAAGCCAGUUAUCUCCUCUAAUAUCGUUGCUCCCGGAGUUACAAGGUCGAAGUGUGGCUCUAUGAAAGAAUCUCUACUUGGUGAUAACCAUCAAGAAAAGGCUGAGAUGGUUGUGGGAAAUGUGCCCACAGAAGUUGCAGUUGUAAUGGAGCCUGUAAGUGCUGACAUUAAGUUGGAUCCCAUCACCUUAUGCACGGAAUCAGAAGGUUUAGCCUCACUGCAGGCUUCUGACUGUUGUAUGAUAUUUAAACCUAAGCAACUAAACUUUGAUGACAUAGAUGAAUAUGCUUUAGAUGAAUUCUGUAGUCCGCUUUCCAAGAAAAGAAAGCUCGAUGGGUAUUCGGGACAGGAAUGUCAUCCUUCAAAUGAGUCUGCUUCAUCAAUAGAUCAUAGGUCCGGAAGCACUUUAUUUGAGUCGCAAUUGCCAAAUGCGAAUUUUAUGUCAAGCAGUCUGAAAGCUGGAAGGACUGAUUCUCAUAAUAUUAAAGAGAGCACAAAAGAUGUGACGAUGAAUAAUGGUUUGGUCAACGAGAAAUCCGUGGAGGAUGCUGAGUGCAACUCUUUUGUAGAUGAUGAUGAUCUUGAUGUAAUUUUUGAGGUCAAUAAAUCUUCUAAAGAAAGCUCUAACAUCUUUGAAGAAGAAAAGCAUUCAGAAAAAUCUCAUUUAAAUGAAGAUCAUGCAUCUUUAUCAAAGAUGCAAAUUGAAGAGGGUGAUCUUGGCCAUAAAGGUGAGGGAAGUACUAUUGGUGUUUAUAUACCAGUAUCAAAAAGUUCUGAGUCAUCACUCAUGACCAAACAAGGGAACAAGGAUUUUGAGGAUCCCAAUAUAUCAAAAUCAAAGGAACUUGAAGUUGGGAUAAGUCCACUGUUGCCUAUUGUGAAAUUAACUUCUGGCAAGGUUAAUACAUGGCCUUUGAACCAUCAGGGAGAUAUUGAGGACCAACCAUACUGCUAUUCUGAUUCCCAAGGCUUUAGGAUACAUAUUCAUAGAGAUGCUAUCCAUUGUGAUCUGAAGACACCCAACAACAAUCUUCACCCCGUAAUGGAAUCUGCACAAGUUCGUUCUUCUGAAGAGAUAUAUGUCUCUCAGUCAGAUGGCAUUCAGAGCUGUGAUAAGAUAAUUCACGAUGGAAUGACGUCUGAUUUGCCUGAAGAAACAAGGUCUUUACAUGAGCUAGAUGCAGAGGAAACUUUUACUAAAGUGGAUGUUGAAAUUACAGAGAUGGAUAAUGUACUCGAACAGUCUGAGCCAGCCAGUGUUUCAAAACUCAUUAAGCCUGCAGCUGAUGAUUCUACUUAUAGCUUGCUAGCAGAUGUCGAACCUGCAAAUCCCACCAGCCUCAUUGAUGUUACCGUUAUUGACAAUAAGGAUGAUAAGAUACUUCUUCCAGAGUGGGUGACUUCAAGUGGCUCAGAUUGCCUUUCACAAAAUGAUGACAAAAGUGUGAUUGUAUCUGAUGAUUUUAAUUAUAGUUUGGCAGCAGGCAUGCAGCCUGAAAUUCCAACCAAUAUUGAUGAAUUUCCUGUAAGAGACUAUAAGAAUUUUGAGAUAAGCCUUUCUGAGUGGGUGCCUUCGUAUAGGUCAGUUAGAUCUUCAAAAAAUGAUGACAAAAGUGUGAUUGCCUUAGAUGAAAGUAUGCCCGUAUAUGAGGGUUUUAUUAUAGAUGAGGAGGUGGAAAAUGUAAGUUUGGAGAGUACAGAAGGUGAGCUAGAUUUUCAUAUGCUGGAAGACCCAAGUACCACAAUUGCAAGAGCAAGCAUUAUGGAGCAAAUUUGCAGAUCUGCAAGUAUGGAGACACCAUUGUCCCACUUUUCGUCUACCUUGAAGGAGAAUAAACCUCAAAACUUCUACGGAUUUAUGACAGACGGGAUUCUUGAGCAGAUGGAUCUCGAAAGUAGCAAAUCUCUUGAUAAAGAUUGUACAAAGUGUCCUCAAAAAAGUGAGAGUGAUAUAACUGAAGUUGAUUCUUCUUUGCAAAAUCAACAAAAGUUUGAUUCAUUUCCAUUUACUUCUACUCCCUUCUCUUGGCAAUCCAAAAACCAUCAUUCAUCUCCUCUUGGAAAGCUUUGGGAUAGAUCAGCGUCAAGCUCAGGCAGUUCAGAGAAGCAAUUGAGCUCAAAUCCUGAGCUGACUUGCUUCCCUAUUGAGGAAGAUCCAGGCAGCAAUGAAGAAAGUGAGAAUGCAGAGUAUUUGAGUGAUGAACUUGAAGAAAACAAAAGUUUAAAAGUAGAAAAUGAGCCUGAAAGUGAACUACAUACUGAAUCUACUGAAGCAUGCUUUCAACCUUCAAUUGAGAUAUCUUCAGAAAUGGUAACGGAAGGAAGAGAGAAUGAUGAUGAAGAAGUGGCUGCUGAUAAAGAACUGCCCCCUGAGGCUACUGAAGUAUGCCCUCAACAUGCAAAUAUUUUGUCCACAUUUAUGAAAUACCGAGACAGGUGUGGUUCAAAUUCUGUGAAUAUAGAGGCCAGUGUCCCCAAGACUCGUGAUAUGGCCAAGUAUAAGCCUAAAGAUUAUCCCGACAUUAGAAUAAGUAGGUAUGAGGAUAACCGGGGCUCAUCAAUAGCUACACGUGCUAGUAGUAGAGGGAACGUAUCUGCACUUAGCAAAAAUAAGAGCAGCAUGAGAAAUGGAAUACCAAGGAUAUCACAGAAGGGGAAUAAAUAUAACAAUAUUGUAUCAAACAUCACAUCAUUUAUUCCAAUAGUGCAACAAAAACAAUCAGCCGCUAUUUGCAAAGAAGGUAAGAGAGACAUCAACGUGAAGGCUCUAGAGCGUGCGAAAGCUUUAAAAGAGCGUGAACAAGAAAAGGAGAAUGCGCGGAAAGCGAAGAAAGAAGCAUCGAAGCUUGAGCUAGAAAGAAUCAAGAAAGAAAACGCAAGAGAAAUGGAGAUGAAAAGGAAAAAGAAGGAGGAGGAGGAAAAGGAAAGAAAGGCUGAUCUUGCAGCAAGGAAAAGGCAAAGGGAGGAAGACGAGAAGAAGCAUUUGGCCAAAAAAAGAAAGGUUGUUACAGAAUCACAAAAAAAUCAGAAGGUACCAUAUGAAAACUCACGUGCUGGGAAAGUGGUGUUGGAAAAACAGCAGGCCAAAACUGCUUCAAUUGCCGUCAACAAGAAGGGAUCUUAUAAUUCGAGCCAAAAUAAAAAGACAGAUGUAAUUAGUGAACAAGGUAAAUUGGGGACUGAGAAAACUUUAGCAAGUGUUAUCCCGCAAGUUGUCUCUGUUCCCGAAAAGUGUGAUGCUUCCAUUGAUUUGUGUGAAAAGGCAACAAGUGUACACGAAAUGUCACCUGUACAAGCAGGGAUAGUAAAGUUGACGGGUCAGGAAAUGUCAUAUGACAUUUCUCCAUAUCAAUGUUCUGAUGACGAGGAUGAGGAAGAGGAAGAUGUACCAAACAAUAAAUUUGUGCCUUCAUGGGCCAGUAGAGACCGUGUGACCAUGGUUUUGCCAUUGCAACAGAACAUUGUCCCUGAAACAAUCUUUCCUGUAGAAGGCUUUUGCCACAUGGAUGAAGUUCUCCUUCCUCGAAGGUUACAGGCACGAUAGUCUGCCUAUGCCAAUUGUGUACUCUGAUGCAGAUUCAAGACGUGUAUACCGCAUACUCCUACUAUGUUUAUUCAACAACUAAUCCAUGCAUACACUUCAUAUGCAGAUGAAGUACCUCCAUGUUUUACAGCUGUUUAAAUUAGGUCUUCCAGUUAUGUAGGGCUCCGUCCCGUAGUCUAUAUUUUUUUUGUUGAAUUAUUUACUGGUAGAAGUGAAGCCUAAGAAAACAGCUGUAUGAGCAUGACUGUAACUGAAUGUUUGUCAGCUUGUAAAUGAUUAUCUUUGAGUGAAUGGGUUUUAUAGUAGCAACAAAUUUU
This is a messenger RNA of Erigeron canadensis, 4759 nucleotides long. Its product is annotated as transcriptional regulator ATRX. The coding region runs from base 93 to 4442 and encodes 1449 amino acids. NCBI's taxonomy places the organism in Eukaryota, Viridiplantae, Streptophyta, Magnoliopsida, Asterales, Asteraceae. The transcript has 9 exons. The record is from RefSeq and is a predicted model, not a curated record.